UAGAAUGAACUGUGAAAGCCCUGUGUGGAGGAGGGACUGAUGGGAUCAGACACUAUAAAAGACUGGAGUAAAUCUCCACAUGAAGCACAGACUGACCCACAUCCAGCUCAGAGGACUACAGCUGCUCCGUCUGCUGUGACAUCAGAUCAUCUGCCAGCAAUAAAAAUGAAAUAAACAACGAAAUACAAUGACACAGAAAAAGGUUGCACCGACAGUCCAAACUGUUGAAGGAAACAUGCCUCCAAGCUAUGAAGAGGCAAAUGCAGGAUGUCCUGGUUACUACUAUGGUGAAGGAUGUUUUUCCUGGGAUGACAUGUAUAUUAGACGUGUUUUUAUACGAAAGGUUUAUUCAAUUCUGAUGCUGCAGCUCUUUUCAACAGUAGCAGUUAUUGCCCUCUUCACAUUCUGUGCUCCAAUGAGGAUAUACAUUCAGACUCAUCCUGUGUUAUACUCCAUGUCCAAUCUUCUGUUUCUUGUCACAUAUAUCUCAUUGGCUUGCUGCGGUGAUUUGAGGAGGCAGUUUCCAUGGAAUCUUAUUCUGCUUACAAUCUUUACUCUGAGCAUGGCUUGCAUGUUGGGUUUCAUCUCUAGUUUCUACAACACCAAGUCUGUAGUGCUGUGCAUUGGCAUCACUGCCAUAGUGUGUCUGUGUGUCACCAUCUUCAGCUUUCAGAGCAAGAUUGACAUCACCUCUUUUCAAGGUCUUCUCUUCAUUCUGUGUAUGGUCAUGUUUUUCUGUGCUAUUGUCAUGGGAUUUGUGGUUCCCUUUGGCUAUGUUCCCUGGUUGCAUGCGGUCUACGCCAGCAUAGGAGCUGUUGUCUUUACCAUGUUUCUCGCCUUUGAUACACAGCUGCUGAUCGGGAACAAGCAAUACGCAAUGAGUCCUGAAGAAUAUAUCUUUGCAACACUCAGUCUCUACCUGGAUAUUGUGUACUUGUUCACGUUCCUGCUGCAGUUGUUUGGUAAUGGUAGAGAAUGAGCAUGCUUGUGUUGUAAUAAUGUCUGUCACGUACAAUACUGAUAGCUAAUGUUUCAAACUGUUCUGCAACCUCAACAUUUUUAGAACAACAUGUGGCCUUUUAUUUACUGUUUAAAGAAAAUCAACUCUGUAGGACUGUUUUCUCAGGUUCUGAGAUAUGCACUUCAUGUGUUAUUCAAAGGUCAAAGUCGAAAACUUUUCACAUGACUAAAUCAUUGUGACUAUAUUUGGUUGCACCAAAACAUGUGCAAGGAUUGAUUUUAAAAUAAAAAUAAUAUUGAAAAUACAAAAUAAGAUCCAUCAAAUCUGGGCUCUUAUCAUGAACUAUUGGCUUAAAAGGAGCUACAAAAAUGAAGUAAGGUCUUUUUUGCUUAUGACAAAUUAUUUUAUUUAUAAUUAUAUGUCAAUAACAAUUUUCACUCGGCUGGCAGUUGAAAGUUCAUAAAGUUCAAAUGUGGAGUUUAUAUUAAGCUCUAUUAUUUUCAUACCAAUAAUCUAUUUAUUUUUUUAAUAUAAAUGUUAUGCAGUCAUUGAGUGUUAAAAUAACAGUAUUCUGAAACUGUGUUAUAUAAAUAUUUGAUUAUCACAAUUUGACAUUGUGAGAUCAUUCAUUUUGCAAUGCACUGUAGUAUUGUAACUUUCGCAUACAGGUUAUUUCAUCAUAUAUCAUCUGCUGCCGGUUCAAUGUACAGUUUCAACUUAAGCCUGUCCUCAUUAAGGGAUUCAUAUUUCUGUCUAUGAAAAAUAAAUGCACAGAAAUUAAUGAUAGACAGAUACUAAACUGUGUUUACAAAUUGAGGUGUGCAACACAU
Molecule: messenger RNA, 1791 nt
Organism: Sinocyclocheilus anshuiensis
Lineage: Eukaryota; Metazoa; Chordata; Actinopteri; Cypriniformes; Cyprinidae
Product: protein lifeguard 2-like
Exons: 12
Coding region: 188-979 (263 amino acids)
Biological process (GO): negative regulation of apoptotic signaling pathway
Cellular component (GO): membrane; Golgi apparatus; endoplasmic reticulum
Source: RefSeq, a predicted model, not a curated record